This is a messenger RNA of Botrytis cinerea B05.10, 2636 nucleotides long. RefSeq lists its product as hypothetical. The transcript is spliced from 4 exons. Gene Ontology annotation, molecular function: sodium:proton antiporter activity. Gene Ontology annotation, biological process: regulation of membrane potential; sodium ion export across plasma membrane; proton export across plasma membrane. Gene Ontology annotation, cellular component: plasma membrane. The record is from RefSeq and is a predicted model, not a curated record. Lineage: Eukaryota; Fungi; Ascomycota; Leotiomycetes; Helotiales; Sclerotiniaceae. The coding region runs from base 663 to 2402 and encodes 579 amino acids.
GAUAGCUAGAUACAUUCACAUGCAUAUAUAUUGCUCAACCACACUCUUCUGCAUGUUUGUAUGAAACGGUAGCAUUCAUCAAUCACACGACAACUGUUUCCGAGGAAGUCCUCUAUCUGUCUGCGCAAAUAUCUUAUAUUGCAUUCUUCAUAUAAUCUGCCUGCCAUUUCUGCAAAAUCAAUUGGCAGAAUACGUCUACAGAACAAGCUCCACGGAACAAGGUGGCGGGCACUUCCAGAUUCCACACGUCGAGAGAGGAAAAGGUUUUCAAUGGUUCAAUAACACAGGCUUGGGAACUUAAGGAGGCUACGAGAUUGAAACGGAGAUUCAAUCUUAGGGACUGUGAGAGCGACGAUUCAGGCGUGGGAUAACACAACGGACGAUUGUGCAGACUCAUUGUUAAGGAAGGAAAGGCACAUCUUGUGUGCAGAAGAGGAGGCUUCAAAUUGGAAUCGGAGACUAAGUGAGAAUUAAAAGCUUCGCAGAUCCAACGACUUGGAAUUGGGCUCGUAGACCACAAACACAACAUCCGGUUUUUUUAACUCACAGGCUUGGGCUUGGCUUGGCUUGGCUGGGCAGAAAAAUAAGCAGGAUUGCAGUUCAAUUCAAAAUAUAUACCGAACAGACAAGCAUCGAGAAGAUAAGAAGAUAGAAUAGCCAAGAUGCCUACUCUUUCGACAUCCAACUUCAACAUCGUAUGUGCCAUUCUUGGCGGAUUCAUUACUUUGUUUGGAUUGGUAUCUUACUUGUUCAAAGAGAAAUUCUAUCUUUCUGAAGCAUUGAUAUCUCUUCUCUUUGGCGUUGCCAUGUCUCCACAUGCUGCAGACUUCGUUCGACCCCUUGAUUACACUGGCUCUCUUGCAAACCUCAAUGCAACCACCCUCGACUUUUCCCGCUUAGUUCUAGGCGUUCAACUUGUCCUCGCUGGUGUUCAAUUACCUUCCCGAUACCUGAAAUUGGAGUGGAAAUCCCUCGCUCUCCUACUCGGUCCCAUUAUGACUACAAUGUGGCUUUCGAGUUCGCUAUUGAUUUGGGGAAUGGUUCCGAAUCUGUCGUUUCUGCAUGCUUUGGCUGUUGGAGCAUGUAUUACGCCUACCGAUCCGGUACUGAGUAAUAGUAUCGUGAAGGGAAAAUUUGCGGAUAAGAAUAUUCCAAAGGAGUUGCAAAAGAUUAUUGUGGCGGAAAGUGGGGCGAAUGAUGGGUUGGGAUAUCCGUAUUUGUUUUUGGCGUUGUAUUUGAUCAAAUAUAUAGGGCAGGGUGGCGCUGGUCAAUCUGGUGGUGCAGGUAAAGCUAUCGGUCUCUGGUUUGGAGAAACAUGGGUUUAUACUAUCAUCCUCAGUAUUGUCUAUGGAGCUACUAUAGGCUGGAUAGCCAAAGAGCUCCUUCACUGGGCCGAAGAGAAGAAAUAUGUUGAUCGGGAAAGUUUCCUCGUAUUCGCCAUCACCUUAGCUCUAUUCAUCGUGGGCACUUGCGGUAUGAUUGGCAGUGAUGACGUUUUGGCAUGCUUUAUUGCUGGAAACGUCUUUACCUGGGAUGAUUGGUUUCGUCUAGAGACACUAGAUGAUUCGCUUCAACCUACUAUCGAUAUGUUGCUUAAUCUGAGUGUAUUUAUAUGGUUCGGAGCCAUCUGUCCUUGGGCUUCAUUUGCUACCAACAACGUUAUUCCAAUUUAUCGGUUGAUAUUCUUGGGUAUCUUGAUACUACUUUUCAGACGUUUACCAAUUGUCUUCGCAAUGCAUAAAUUCAUACCUCAGAUUGAGGAAAAACGUCAAGCUAUUUUCGUUGGGUUCUUCGGGCCAAUCGGAGUUAGCGCUAUCUUCUAUCUUUAUAUUUCACUCGAAUUCCUCGAAACCAUCACAGUAGAUGGUGUUCAGCGCGAAGAUGCAGAACAUCUAGGCGAGGUCAUUUCAGUUGUCGUUUGGUUCUUGACAAUUUGUAGUAUCGUGGUGCAUGGACUUUCGAUACCAUUAGGCAAAUUAGGCUUUUUCUUACCGAGAACACUCAGCAGAGCAUUUACAAGUCAAGCUAAUAGUCAAACGGAUCUGGCUAUUGGAGCAAGAGUUUACACUUCAAACUCGGGUGUGUUGAGGGAGAGGAGAAGAGGAAAUGCUAGUGCGGAUGCAAGUGGAAGUGGAACGGCACAAGGAAGUUUGGGAAGUGCGAUUACGACUCCGGCUUUGAGUUCGGGAACGAGCCCAAGACCAAUCUACAGGAUUGGGGGGAGCGUUAUUCGUUCGGGGACUGGAAAGGGUGUGACGGAGAGUGGAAGCGGGCUGGAUGGGGAGGAGGCGAGUCCGGCUGGGUUUAUGGAUGGGGCAGUGGAGGGGAGGACUAUCAGAUUCCCGGAUGAGGAGGCGCAUGUCGCUAGUGGGAUGGGAAGAGAGAGAGAUUCUGAGGUUUAGGUUGGAAUGGAGUGAUUGAGGUGACGGUGAUGGUCAUAGUUAUCGUGGGGUUGAGGACCUAGGAGCCGUGCGAUGUUCAAUUUGGAAGCUAGAGUAUUGUUAGAAUGGGGGAUGAGAAUGAGAGGGAAAAGAUACAGGGUGCUAGGAUUCGGGAUUUGAAGAUUAUAACGAGGAGUGCUGCGAUGUGCUACUUUGUAAUCUGCAUAUAGAUCUUCAUGGGGUGGUAUUAGUACA